Fusarium falciforme is the source of this 2256-nucleotide messenger RNA. RefSeq lists its product as hypothetical. Gene Ontology annotation, cellular component: cytoplasm. The transcript is spliced from 7 exons. Gene Ontology annotation, biological process: regulation of GTPase activity; signal transduction. The record is from RefSeq and is a predicted model, not a curated record. Lineage: Eukaryota; Fungi; Ascomycota; Sordariomycetes; Hypocreales; Nectriaceae. Bases 1 to 2256 code for a protein of 751 amino acids.
AUGAACGAAUUCCACUCGACCGGCGCCGACGCCUUCUCUCCCCAGAUCCCGCGCGACCGAACUGGCAGCAUGUCCGUGGGCAACGCUCCCGUGAGCCCUCCGGGCCCGCCGUCCGACCAUGGCGGUGCUGCUGUUGACGAUGCUUCUCAGAGCCCUGAUGGCGACGCUGCGCCGGGCCCAUCCGGAGCUAGCCCUGAGGUCCUCAAGCAAGUAUCUGAGGUUCUAUCUUCCGACAUUGGCGUUGUUACCCUCCUGAACCGGCUCAAGCAGAGCAUAGCUUCAGCAAAGGAAUUCGCCCUGUUCCUUAAGAAACGAUCUAGCCUCGAAGAAGAUCAUGCCAACAGUCUCAAGAAGCUCACUCGCACCACCCAAGAGGUGAUGCGACGGCCCGACCACCGCCAAGGCACCUUUGCUGGCGCUUACGACGCCAUGGCCAGCACCCACGACCGCAUGGCCGAGAACGGCAUCGAGUUUGCCAACGAGCUGCACCGAAUGCACGAUGAGCUGAUUGAGCUCGCCAACGUCGCCGAGCGAAGCCGAAAGCAAUGGAAGGCCAAUGGCCUAUCAGCCGAGAACAAGGUCUCGGAGAUGGAGCAGACCAUGCGCAAGAGCAAGGCCAAGUACGACUCGCUCGCCGAGGACUACGAGAAGGCAAAGAUGGGAGAGGCGCGCCAGAGCGGCAAGAUGUUUGGCGCCCUCAAGGGUCACAAGUCAGCUGCCCAGCACGAGGAGGAUCUGUUAAAGAAGGUUCAGGCGGCCGACCAGACCUACAAGGGGCAUGUUCAGGCGCUGCAGACCGAGAAGGCUCAGCUUGUGUCGUCGACACGACCAGAGGCUGUCAAGAAUCUACAGGAGUCCAUCAGAGAGAUUGAUGCGGGCGUGGCGAUGCAGAUGCAGAAGUUUGCUUCCUUUAACGAGAAGCUCCUGCUGAGCAACGGCCUCAGUGUCAGCCCUAUUCAAGGUCCGGGCCAGAGCAGCACUUCACAGCGUAGCUUGCGGCAGGCUGCUUCGUCAAUUGACAACGAGAAGGACUUGAAUGACUAUGUCGUUGCGCAGGUCAGGAGCAUGCCUGCCAAUACGGGCGAGAUCAAAUAUGAGCGCAACCCAGUGCUUAACCCUCCGGGCUCCAAUCAUCUGCCAGGCGGUCCAGUCCAACAACCAGCUGUGACACAGCCCCCAUCCCAGGGAAGCUUCUCUGGUCCUCAGCCUCUGGGGCCUGGCUCCAGGACUAGUACCCUUGGCCUCGGCCCUAUUACUGGUGUGACGGGUGGCGAUGGUCCCUUCUCACCAACCGACGAUCCUCGUCCCUUCUCCCAGCCUCACAACAGGAGCUUCAGCCAAGGAAACGUGCCGACAGCGCAGGGAGGACCAGGACCGCAGUUUACUGGCCGAGGACCUAGUCAGCCGGCACCUGGACAACGGUACGGAAAUGGAGGUUCUAUCAGCUCAGCUGGCCCUCCUCAACUGGGUGCUCUUCCUUUCCAGCCCAACGCAUCUCCCCCUCAACAAUCCGGUCCAUACCAGGCUCCCCAUGAUCGCAAGGGCAGCGGCGUCGGCCUAGGUCAAGGUCAAGGAACUCCUGCCGGACGCUCGCCGCCGCCUUACGGAGUCCCUGGCCACCCUCCACCCGGUGGGGCCUCAGCACCAUCAAAGCCCAUGUUUGGACUCCCCUUGAGCCGUCUAUAUGAACGUGAUGGCCUAGCGGUUCCGAUGGUGGUUUACCAGUGCAUUCAAGCAGUUGAUCUGUACGGCCUCAACGUGGAAGGCAUCUACCGACAGUCGGGCUCCAUGGCUCACAUCCAAAAGCUCAAGAACAUGUUUGACACAGAGUCCUCUAGCCCGGCUCUCGACUUUAGGAACCCCGAGAACUUUUAUCACGAUGUCAACAGCGUCACCGGCCUGUUGAAGCAGUUCUUCCGUGACCUUCCUGAUCCCCUCCUGACACUCGAGCACCACGACAGCUUCAUCGCAGCAGCCAAACAUGACGAUGAUACUGUUCGACGUGACUCCCUCCACGCCAUCAUCAACAGCCUACCUGACCCCAACUACGCCACCCUCCGCGCCCUCACCCUUCACCUCUGGCGUGUCAUGGACAACUGCCACAACAACCGCAUGAACUCUCACAACCUGGCCGUCAUCUUCGGCCCCACACUCAUGGGAACUGACCCAAGCACCGCCAUCGCCGAUGCAGGCUGGCAGAUCAAGGCGAUCGACACGAUCCUGCAAAACACGCUGCAGAUCUUUGACGAGGACUAA